AUCUUCACUGGGUUCUCCGCGAUAUGAGUAUAGUGUCCGUGGAAGAACUGCGUAGAGUGGAUGUCGUCGGUUGAACAUCAUUGAGCAAGUCGCGUUUGAAUGCCAGGAAUGAUGGACAGUGUAUAAAGUGCAAUCAUACACCGAGCGUCGAAGUUUUUUUACAUCCCUUUGUUGAUACGCAACCAUGUUGUUCGACUGCCUUGUCCCAGGGCUCCUUCUGAGCUCUUUGGCGUUAGCUUUUCCGUCGCCCAAACCCAGACAAGCCGCCUCAGUGCUUCCCCUAUCGACGAAAGGGCGAGAUAUCGUCGAUGCCAACGGCGAUGUUUUCCACUACGUUUCGAGUAACUGGCCCGGUCAUCAAGAGAUCAUGAUUCCCGAGGGUCUUCAGCACUCCUCGGUGAAGGACAUCGUAUCUUGGUUCCCAAAACUUGGCCUCAACUCCGUCCGGUUGACGUUUGCCAUCGAGAUGGUCGAUGACUACUACAGCAACAGCACAAACCAGAGUCUUGAGAAGAGCGUAAUCAACGCCCUGGGGCAAACGAAUGGAACGAUUGUGCUCGAUCAAAUCCUGUCGAACAACCCACAGUUCACCAAGGAGACGACGAGGUUGGAGGUUUUUGACGAUGUUGCUAAAGAACUCGCCAGUCAGGGGGUGAUCCUCCACUUAGAUAACCACGUGAGCAAGGCAUUCUGGUGCUGCGGAGAUGACGACGGGAAUGGCUGGUUCGGCGAGAAGUACUUCGAUGUUGAGAACUGGAAGCGAGGUCUGGCGUUUAUGGCGAAGCACGCAAAAGAGAACUGGGGGUCGUUUUCAUCCAUCGGCCUGCGCAACGAGUUGCGGAGUGCGAAGAGUGCUGAACCUGUUGACUGGUAUACGUGGUACGUCCACAUGACGGCUGCUGCAGAUGCAGUUCACGAAGCGAAUUCCGAUGCUCUGAUCUUCUUCUCUGGGAUGUCGUACGAUAUCUACAUUGAUCCGAUCCCCCUUGGCAAGACCUUGAACGGCACUGCUGGAACGUCAACAGCCAACAAGACUGCCAAAUUCGUCCCCGACGACUUCGCUUUCAAGAACAAGAUUGUACUUGAGAUCCACAAAUACGAUUUCGAAAACACGCAGGACGACUGCGCAACCUUCAUCAGCAAGUGGUACCAGCAAGGGUUUCAAUCAGUUAACCCGGACGACCCGGCCACGAAAUACCUCUUCCCCAUGGUGAUUUCGGAAUGGGGGUUCAUUCAAAACGGAGUUUACUGGAACCAGACGACGUACGCAGAGUGUUUGAUUGAGAUGGUCGACAAAUAUCAGGUUGGCUGGCAGCAUUGGGACCUUGCUGGUAGCUAUUACUUGCAGACACGACCGGGUAGGACGCCAGAGACGAUUCAGGCGAUGGACGAGUCUUGGGGUUUGUUGAACUACGAUUGGACGGCUAUCCGCUCCCCGGUUACUCUUGAGAACAGCUUGUACAAGAUGAUCGACGUGUUGAAAUGAGCGGUUGCAUGAGAGACACUUAAUGCGAGUGCGGUUUCCUGCUGAAGUAUGGUAACUUAUAUCAAUUGAGGACUGGUAGAUAUGUCCUAUCGGCGGAUGUGGAGGUACAACGCCCUAGGAGGUGCAAGAU
Molecule: messenger RNA, 1616 nt
Organism: Dothidotthia symphoricarpi CBS 119687
Lineage: Eukaryota; Fungi; Ascomycota; Dothideomycetes; Pleosporales; Dothidotthiaceae
Product: glycoside hydrolase family 5 protein
Exons: 2
Coding region: 185-1486 (433 amino acids)
Molecular function (GO): hydrolase activity, hydrolyzing O-glycosyl compounds
Source: RefSeq, a predicted model, not a curated record